This is a messenger RNA of Cuscuta europaea, 298 nucleotides long. Lineage: Eukaryota; Viridiplantae; Streptophyta; Magnoliopsida; Solanales; Convolvulaceae. The record is from the annotation of a GenBank genome assembly.
CGCCCUCGGCUUUCGGAGAUACCGAUUUAUUGGGGAAGCGGACGAGAAGUACCCCAUUUUUGCUGAGGCCUUCGGGGGAACAGGAGGUGUCCCAGUGAAAAUGAUGAACGUCAGAGGCCUUGCAGACCUGAAGAAGAAAAAACCCUCCAAGGUCCCGAGGGGGACGGACGCCGGUGUCCCAAAACCCGCCGGUGACUUCUUCAAAAAACCGGAGGGGCCGUCGGUGGGCCCAAGUGCUGAUGCUGCCGCUGCCGCCAAAAGGAAGGGCUCGGGCAGAGAUCCCGAGGGCAAGAAGCCC